This is a messenger RNA of Mytilus trossulus (common blue mussel), 1509 nucleotides long. RefSeq names its product CD209 antigen-like. The record is from RefSeq and is a predicted model, not a curated record. NCBI's taxonomy places the organism in Eukaryota, Metazoa, Mollusca, Bivalvia, Mytilida, Mytilidae. Bases 38 to 778 code for a protein of 246 amino acids. The transcript has 4 exons. Gene Ontology annotation, molecular function: signaling receptor activity.
GUCAGAACACCAGUGCGCUUGUCAGUUUAUUUCAGCGAUGGGUUUUGUAGCAGGUUCCCUGCAGAGAAUUUUUCUAGCGUCGAUUAUUUUUGGAGAAGCAAUAUCGAGUCAAAUAGAAUACAUAAGAAUACCAGGAUUUGAUGGUUACAGACCAAAAGACCCAAAUCCGAUAGUCACAGUAAAUUACACACCAGAAGAUGGAAUUUUGUCAUGUUUUUUGGCAUGUUUACAGAAUGACAAUUGCCAUUCGAACUUUUGGAACACUCUAGAUUUCACUUGUGAAAUGUAUGCAACCAGAUUUGACAACAAUCAUACGAUGUCUUUGGAACAAAAGUAUGGAGAACAAUACUACGUAAAAGCUAACAGAUGUGAAAUGGCAGGCUUUAUCUGGGUCGAUGAUCUGCUGUUUUGCUUUCAAAUAUUCACAAAUUCAUAUAGAAACCAUAAAGAAUCAAAUCUAGCGUGUAGCAAAACAGAGGGAGGUAGACUAGCACGGAUUAAUACAAGUGACAAACAGAAUCAUGUGCACAUUACAAUUUUAUCAUUAAACGGCGUAUCUGGCAGUUUGUGGAUUGACGGGGAUGAUAUGGAACAAGAAGGUGUCUGGAAAUAUUCGGAUGGAUCUCCCAUGACAACAACAUUUUGGAAUACAGCUAGCAGUGAACCAAGUAAUAAGCAUGGCAAUGAAAACUGUGCCUCUAUGGAGAUCAGUUACGGGUCCUUAUGGAAUGACAGAUAUUGCGAACACGAUUCAAAUUAUAUAUGUGAAAUCGCAUAACAUCAUUUUAUCUAUAUGGUGACGAAGUUCCCAAUUACGGUAGAAAAAUCAAAAAAAAAAAUAAUAUGGGGACGAAGUCCCAAAUAACGGUAGAAAAAUCAGUAAUAAUAAAAAAAAAAAUCGGGAAGCGCAGAUAUCUGUCUUGUUUGCAUGAUACUUUGAUUUUUUUUUAUAAAUAUCAGUCUAGUAAGAUAUAAGAUUGGAUCUCAAUACAGUUGGAAAGCAGGUCACGGUUAGACCCCAAGUUUAUCAGCAACAAUAGAGUCACGUGACCGUGAAAAUUCAGUAAAAAAACGGCCAAGACAAACCUCAUUUUAAUUCAGUAAAUACUAUUGUCGUAAUAAAAACUUAUUGACCUAACUAAUCUUGAGUAUCCAUAGUUUAUUAUCGUCAAAGCUCAAACAUCAAAUCAAAGUCCUUUAUUCUUUAUUUUAUCUGCAAACUUGGAGUUUGGGUGAAAAUUGUCAAUUCUCCUGAUCGAAAAAUCUAAAUAUUUACGAGGAAACUAAAAAUGAUGGGCUGAAUUUAAAUCUGAUAAAGCAUCUCAUUAAGAAAAACACUUGAUAUUAAUAUCUCGGCAAUAGAAUGUUGGAUACGCAAACGUCAAAAUGAUUUCAAAACGGAGCGGUGUUUUUUAUGCCGAUUUGUGCAAGUGUUUAUCUCCCCUUAAUAUCACCAGUCAAAAAUAAAAUUGCAUAAAAAUUAAAAAAGGAGUUUACUUUAAAAAAAUU